CCUACCCUCCUUGCCAUUAAUUAAAAUUAACCCUAAGGCCAUUUGGUGGGCAAAAUGACCAAGGGGAAAUACACUUUGUAAGAGAUUGGGGUUGCAGCUUUACCAAGGAGGAUAGACCGUAAAAUUACUAUCCUGGAGAUACUUCUUUAGGGAUUUGGAGUAAAAAUAAUAUUUUUAAGAUUCGUGGAUGUUAAAAGUACCCUAGCUUGCUUUCUAUGUUAUGCCUGUCGCCUCAAAAGAAGCUCUCCUGUGGAACCCCCACCUCACAUAGGAAAACUCAGCAGGGAAGGGGCUCAGUGAUUCUUACCUAUUGGAACUAGAUGACACAGGCCAAGGAGCCCGGAGCAUUUGUGAAACUCCAGCCAGCAAGUUGCAUCAAGGUUUUAGUUAGCAGAGCUUGGCAUUGUGCCUUUAUCACAUGUCUGGAUGAGAUGUGUGCUGGUGGUAAAUGUGUCCUACUGGGCCCCAGAGUCGUCCUAGGUCGGAUAACUUGUUUAUGGGUUGGUGGUGCUGAGAUACUUCUAGUGUGCUGGAAUAGUUCCUGCAUCAUUGUGUGAAACCCAGGAUUGAAAUAAAUCCUUCUUUUAUCCUCAGCGUCGAAAUUAAUGACUGUGAAGGCUAAUUUUAAAUUCUGGUUAAAACAUAUCUCUGUAGAAAACUUAGGAGGAGGUAAUGAAAAGUUCUUAAAAUGAUAGCCUUUCUGAGUCAGUUGUGCAGCGUUAAAUGAAGGAAAUCUUCAGGCUGUAAUCUUCAUUCUCACCUUUUUAUGUUUUUUUUUAAAUUUCAUUUGUUAUUUAAGGGCAAUUCCUGUCCCUUUUUGGAGUUACAGUAGAGUUGCUUAUAGUUGAAAGCAUAAAGCUUCUUCCCACCUGUUUGAUUUUAGCAGCUGAAGGGAUUAAUACAGCUGCUAGGAAGGACAAUAGGGGGCUCUAAGCUGGAGUAUAAACAAUAUGAAAUUCUUGAAGUACAAGGGGCUUAAGGAAGGGGAAAAAUAAAGUACUGUUCUCUAAAGAUUCUGUAAUUUCAGUACAAAACGAGAUUUUAGAGAUUGUGUCAUUGAACAACUUAAUUUUACAAAUACGAAGAUUUGAAAUUCAGAUGAAUUUAGGAUAAUCUGAUUCAAGCUUCAAAACUAAUGCAUUUACUUCUGAAACAGUCCUUAAUGCUAUUAAAUGUAUUCCUGAAUAGUCUGAGUUGCAUAGUAGGCUUAUAUUAAGGAAGUACCAAUGAUAAAUACACAAGGUUUUGUCUGUAAUGAUAGUCUAUUAGAAUGAAGAAGGAAGCUCAAGGAAUUGUUGAUGGUGUCAAAGCAAGUAUUUGAGUCCUUAUUCCACUUGAGGUCCAGUCAGAAGAAAACAUAUUCCAUGUUUUUAAUUCUGAUUCAUUAUGUUUGGUAGUGUUUUCCUGUAAUCGUUAGACUUUGGCCUACCCACUCUCCAGGAAAAACUAGUUGAGCCACCUUGUCUUUUCCAUGGUAGGAUGCCAUAAGAACUUCAGAAUUACUGGUUGAGUGAAUUUUGAAUUUGAAUUUUGGUACCACGGGCUUCCCCCCCGCCCCCCUUAACAUUCCCUUCUAAGCAUUGAGCAUUUGUUGAUCCAAUUCUGUGUUACCUCCUGAAUGCCAGAGAUACUGUCUUACUGUCAUGCCAAACAUUGGUGUAUUUUGACAUAAUGAAACACUUAAAUUCCAAGUUAAGGAGUGGGGAUCCAGUGUAUUCUCGCCACUCCAAUUGUCUUCUUUGGUUUGUUUUUGUUUUUGUUUUUGUUUUUUUUGAGACGGAGUCUCACCCUGUCACCCAGGCUGGAGUGCAUGCAGUAGCGCGAUCUUGGCUCACUGCAACCUCCACCUCCUGGGUUCAAGCCAUUCUCCUGCCUCUGCCUCCUGAGUAGCUGGUAUUACAGGUGUACACCACCACACCCAGCUAAUUUUUGUAUUUUUAGUAGAGACGGGGUUUCGCCAUGUUGGUCAGGUCGGUCUGGAACUCCUGACCUCGUGAUCCGCCCUCCCAGGCAUCCCAAAGUGCUGGGAUUACAGGCAUGAGCCACUGUUCCAGGCUCUCCAAUUCUCUUCUUCUAAAAUAGCACCACAAUCUGGUUUAACAAGUUAGGUUACAGUUUCAUAAUACAGUCCCUACCCUUGUGAGUAAGCUCUCUGCCUGGAGGUCUAAUUCAUGUCUAAUUCAUCUUGGAUUGAUGUCUGAAGAAUUAACAUCACCUAGGAAGGUUUAUAGAGACUAUUACAGUCCUUUUGUGGUUGGUUUUCUUGUCUGGGUUUUGUGAGUAAGUAAAGUGGUAAGGUAUAAAGAAGCUAAGUGACUUUAAUACUUGAUAUUAAAUUCUGAAGUGUUUCAACUUUAGGAAGAACUGAAUUGUGCUGUGCACCUCCUUCCCAAAACUAUUCUAACAGAGUCAGAUGUUUCCUAGCCUAGUGGAAGCCUGAAAGUAUAAAAGCCUGUGUUUUCUUAUUCAGUUCAGAUUCCCCAUCAUCGUCACUGCUCACUACCUUCUUUGUUCCAGUUUUCAGUAUCUUUUCUGUUCAUGAUAUUUGGGUGGACAGAGUAGCACAGCUGUUCUUCUCGUGGGAAUUCUAUUGGCUGUGAGAAAGACUUGGGAAUACAGUCCAUUUCAAGAAGUAAGGGGAGGGCACAACUGGGAAAGGAUAGAAAGCAUGUUGUUCUCAACCUACCAAGAGUCUGUGCUCCCCAUUUAGAUAUAGGCUGCUCUUAGACUAUUCUCCUCACCCUAAAAUAGUUGGUUUACUUUGGUAGAACUUGGGGAAGUGUGAGAAAUUAGGAGGGGAAUGUCUUCUCACUUGACCACUGAAAAAUGUUUGGGGAAGGUUGUUGUUGCCUGUCACCUUUAUCUAAUCCUGCGUGGUGACUUAGACUGUCAGAUUUUAAACUCCAGUGUUUCCUAGGAGGCAUGUUGUACCAAGUUGGGCUGCAUAACUCACCUUUUUUCUCCUCCCCCUCCCCCUUUCUUUAUCUCCUUUUGCCUUUCUCCAGCUGUGCUACCUAUGUCUUCAGCCUUGAGUGUCACUGCUGCCUUAGGGCAGCCUGGACCUACCCUCCCCCCUCCUUGCUCUCCUGCCCCACAACAGUGCCCUCUCUCAGCUGCUAACCAGGCUUCCCCAUUCCCUUCUCCCUCUACUAUUGCCUCGACCCCUUUAGAAGUUCCUUUUCCCCAGUCAUCCUCUGGAACAGCCCUACCUUUGGGAACUGCCCCUGAAGCCCCAACCUUCCUACCAAACCUAAUAGGGCCUCCCAUCUCCCCAGCUGCCUUAGCUCUAGCCUCUCCCAUGAUAGCUCCAACUCUGAAAGGGACCCCUUCCUCUUCAGCUCCCUUAGCUCUGGUUGCCCUGGCUCCCCACUCAGUUCAGAAGAGUUCUGCUUUUCCACCUAACCUUCUUACUUCACCUCCUUCAGUGGCUGUAGCUGAGUCAGGGUCAGCGAUAACUCUGUCAGCUCCCAUUGCUCCCUCAGAACCAAAGACUAAUCUUAAUAAAGUUCCAUCUGAGGUAGUCCCUAAUCCAAAAGGCACCCCCAGCCCUCCAUGUAUAGUCAGUACUGUUCCUUACCACUGUGUGACUCCCAUGGCCUCUAUUCAAUCUGGAGUGGCCUCCCUUCCUCAGACAACACCCACAACUACCCUAGCCAUCGCUUCCCCUCAAGUCAAAGAUACCACCAUUUCCUCAGUUCUGAUUUCUCCACAAAACCCAGGAAGCCUCAGCCUGAAGGGGCCUGUUAGUCCACCUGCUGCCUUAUCUCUUUCAACUCAGUCUCUUCCUGUGGUGACCUCUUCUCAAAAGACUGCGGGUCCCAACACCCCCCCGGAUUUUCCCAUUUCUCUGGGCUCUUAUCUUGCACCUUUACAUCAGAGUUCUUUUGGUUCUGUCCAACUUUUAGGUCAAACAGGUCCUAGUGCUUUGUCAGACCCUACAGUGAAGACCAUUUCUGUAGAUCAUUCUUCCACAGGGGCCUCUUAUCCUCCUCAGAGAUCUGUAAUUCCUCCCCUUCCUUCCAGAAAUGAGGUAGUUCCUGCUACUGUGGCUGCCUUUCCAGUGGUGGCUCCAUCUGUUGACAAAGGUCCCUCUACCAUCUCUAGCAUAACCUACAGCCCUUCUGGCUCCUUAAAUGUAGCUACCUCUUCUUCAUUAUCUCUUACAACCUCUCUCAUUCUCAAAAGCUCUCCUAAUGCCACUCAUUAUCCUUUAGUGGCCCAAAUGCCCGUUUCUUCUGUUGGAACCACCCCACUUGUGGUGACUAACUCCUGUACAAUUGCUGCAGCACCUACUACUACCUUUGAGGUAGCUACUUGUGUUUCUCGUCCAAUGUCAUCAGGUCCCAUAAGUAACAUAGAACCAACUUCCCCUGCUGCCUUGGUUAUGGCACCUGUGGCUCCCAAAGAGCCUUCUACUCAAGUAGCAACCACUCUGAGGAUACCAGUCUCUCCUCCUCUGCCAGACCCUGAAGACCUCAAAAAUCUCCCCAGUUCAGUAUUGAUUAAAUUUCCAACACAAAAAGACCUCCAAACUGUACCUGCCUCUCCUGAAGGAGCCCCUUUCUCUCCAGCCCAAGCAGGACUCACCACCAAGAAAGACCCUGCUAUAUUACCGUUAGUCCAGGCAGCCCCUAAAAAUUCCCCUUCUUUCCAAAGUACAUCCUCUUCUCCAGAGAUACCUCUUUCUCCUGGAGCCACCCUAGCAAAGAAAAGCCUUGGGGAGCCUCUCCCUAUAGGUAAGACAGCCAGCAGUAUGACCUCCCCUCUGGGUGUUAACUCCUCGGCCUCUGUAAUCAAGACAGAUUCUUAUGCAGGCCCAGACUCUGCUGGUCCGCUUCUCAAAAGUUCUCUCAUUACCCCAACAGUGGCUGCAUUUCCUUUGGAAAGUGCUGACCCUGCUGGGGUGGCUCCCACAACUGCCAAAGGUACCUCAACUUAUACAACUACAGCCAGCCCUUUUCUAGAAGGAACUGUCUCUUUAGCUCCUAAAAACCACCCAGUUAAGGAAGGUACUCUUACUACUUUACCCUUGGUUCCUACAGCUUCAGAAAAUUGCCCUGUGGCUCCAUCCCCCCAGAAUACCUGUGCUCCUCUGGCUACCUUAGUGCUGGCCCCUGAAGUCCCAAAGUCUGUGCCCUCACCCUCUCUUCCCCCAGCUGGGACUCCUCCAGGUACAAGAAAGGUUGAUGGUAUUUCUCAUACUUCAGCAUUGGCACCUGUUGCUUCCUCUCCCAAAGAGUGCCCAACUGAGGACUCUGGUGCUUCUGCUACUGCAUCUUCCAAAGGAACUCUGACUUACCUAGCUGAUUCCCCAUCUCCUUUAGGGGUUAGUGUGUCUCCUCAGACUAAAAGACCUCCAACCAAGAAGGGUUCUGCUGGCCCUGAUACUCCUGUUGGAAAUCUCUCAUCCCCUGUUUCUCCAGUUGAAGCUUCAUUUCUUCCAGAGAAUAGUCUUUCUUUCCAAGGCUCUAAAGACUCACCAGCCACGAAGCAUUCUCCCACUCCUCCAUCCCCCAAAGGGGCCCCUACUCCCUCAGCUGUGACUCCUCUGUCUCCCAAAGGAGUAACACUACCCCCCAAAGAGACCCCCACUCCUUCAGUGGUGAAUCUGCCCUUCCCCAAAGAGGGUCCAGCUACCCCAGCACCCAAACAGGCUCCCGCUCUAUCCAUGACUUCUUCCUCCCCCAAAAAGGCCCGAGCAACUCCAGCCCCCAAAGGAAUCCCAGCUUCCCCAUCCCCCAAAGGGGCCCCCACACCCCCAGCUGCAACUCCUCCCUCCCCUAAAGGAGGCCCAGCUACCCCAUCCCCGAAAUGGGCCCCCACACCCCCAGCUGCAACUCCUCCCUCCCCCAAAGGAGGUCCAGCUACUCCAUCCCCCAAAGGGGCCCCCAUACCCCCAGCUGCGACUCCUCCCUCCCCCAAAGGAGGUCCAGCUACUCCAUCCCCCAAAGGGGCCCCCACACCCCCAGCUGUGACUCCUCCCUCCCCCAAAGGAAGUCCAGCAGCUACCCCAUUCCCCAAAGGGGCACCCACACCCCCAGCUGCAACUCCUCCCUCCCCCAAAGGAAGUCCAGCAGCUACCCCACUCCCCAAAGGGGCCCCCACAACCCCAGCUGCAACUCUUCCCUCCCCAAAAGGAGGUCCAGCUACCCCAUCCCCCAAAGGGGCCCCCACUCCCCCAGCUGCGACUCCUCCCUCCCCAAAAGGAGGCCCGGCUACCCCAUCCCCCAAAGGGGCCCCCAUUCCCCCAGCUGCGACUCCUCCCUCCCCAAAAGGAGAUCUAGCUACUCCACCCCACAAAGGGGUACCCACAUCCCCAGCUGCAACUCCUCCCUCCCCAAAAGGAGGUCUAGCUACCCCACCCCCAAAAGGGGCCCCCACAACCCCAGCUGCAACUCCUCCCUCCCCAAAAGGAGGUCUAGCUACCCCAUCCCCCAAAGGGGCCCCCACAACCCCAGUUGCAACUCCUCCCUCCCCAAAAGGAGGUCUAGCUACCCCAUCCCCCAAAGGGGCCCCCACAACCCCAGCUGCAACUCCUCCCUCCCCAAAAGGAGGUCUAGCUACCCCAUCCCCCAAAGGGGCCCCCACAACCCCAGCUGCAACUCCUCCCUCCCCAAAAGGAGGCCCAGCUACCCCACCCCCCAAAGGGGCCCCCACUCCCCCAGCUGCAACUCCUCCCUCCCCAAAAGGAGGUCUAGCUACCCCACCCCACAAAGGGGCCCCCAAUCCCACAGUUGUAACUCCUCCCUCUCCAAAAGGAGGCCCAGCUACCUCACCCCCCAAAGGGGCCCCCACUCCCCCAGCUGCAACUCCUCCCUCCCCAAAAGGAAGCCCAGGUACCCCACCCCCCAAAGGGGCCCCCACUUCCCCAGCUGUAACUCCUCCCUCCCCUAAAGGGACCCCUACUCUCCCAGCUACAACUCCCUCCUCUAAAGGAGGCCCAACUACCCCAUCCUCCAAAGAGGGCCCCACUCCCCCAGCUGCAACCCCCUCCCACAAAGGAGGUCCCGCUAUGACUCCUCCCUCCCCCAAAAGAGGACCAGCUAUCCCAUCUCCCAAAGGGGACCCCACUUCCCCAGCAGUGAUUCCUCUCUCCCCCAAAAAGGCUCCAGCAACUCCAGUCACCAGAAAAGGCGCAGCCACCCCAUCCAAAGGAGAUCUCACUCCCCCAGCAGUGACUCCUGUCUCCCUCAAAAAGGCCCCAGCAACUUCAGCCCCCAAAGGAGGCCCAGCUACCCCAUCCUCCAAAAGGGAUCCCACCCUCCCAGCAGUGACUCCUCCUUCCCCCAAGGAGCCCCCAGCCCCCAAACAAGUUGCCACUUCUUCCUCUCCCAAAAAGGCCCCAGCAACUCCAGCCCCCAUGGGGGCCCCCACUCUGCCAGCUGUGAUUCCUUCUUCCCCCAAAGAGGUCCCAGCUACCCCAUCCUCCAGAAGGGACCCCAUUGCCCCAACAGCGACUCUUCUCUCUAAAAAGACCCCAGCAACUCUAGCCCCCAAAGAGGCCCUCAUUCCCCCAGCUAUGACUGUUCCCUCCCCUAAAAAGACCCCAGCAAUUCCAGCCCCCAAAGAAGCCCCAGCUACCCCAUCCUCCAAAGAGGCCUCCAGUCCCCCAGCAGUGACUCCUUCCACUUACAAAGGGGCCCCAUCCCCCAAAGAGCUCCUCAUUCCACCAGCUGUGACUUCUCCCUCCCCCAAAGAGGCACCUACUCCUCCAGCUGUGACUCCUCCAUCCCCCGAAAAGGGCCCAGCAACUCCAGCCCCGAAAGGGACUCCCACUUCCCCACCUAUGACUCCUUCCUCCCUCAAAGACUCCCCUACUUCCCCAGCUUCUGUCACAUGUAAAAUGGGGGCCACUGUUCCUCAGGCAUCUAAAGGGCUUCCAGCAAAGAAAGGCCCCACAGCUCUGAAAGAAGUACUUGUUGCCCCAGCUCCAGAAAGCACGCCAAUCAUCACAGCUCCCACUCGGAAAGGUCCACAGACCAAAAAGAGUUCUGCUACUUCACCUCCUAUAUGCCCAGAUCCCUCAGCUAAGAAUGGUUCUAAAGGACCCCUUUCCACAGUGGCUCCAGCCCCUCUACUCCCUGUUCAGAAAGACUCUUCAAAGACAGCAAAAGGCAAAGAUGCUUCUCAUUCCCCAAAGGGCCCCUUGGCUCCUCCUGAGUCUAAGGCAUCCACCCCUCUAACAGCAGCUGCCUUUGAGAAGGUCCUUCCUAAACCUGAAUCAGCAUCUGUCUCUCCAGCACCCACCCCACCAGUCUCUCUGCCUCUUGCUCCCUCCCCAGUUCCCACUCUGCCUCCUAAACAGCAAUUUCUGCCGUCCUCUCCUGGGCUGGUGUUGGAAUCACCCUCUAAACCCCUUGCCCCUGCUGAUGAGGAUGAGCUGCCGCCUCUGAUUCCCCCGGAACCAAUCUCUGGGGGAGUGCCUUUCCAGUCGGUCCUCGUCAACAUGCCCACCCCUAAAUCUGCUGGAAUCCCUGUCCCAACCCCCUCUGCCAAGCAACCUGUUAUGAAGAACAACAAGGGUAUUUGCCUUGGUUUGCCGUGUGCAUGGUGUGUCUGUCGUCCACACCCCUCUUGGGGGCUACCCACCAAUACUAACCCUGUGAUGCGCCGCUUUCUCCAGUGAAUCUGCUUGGGUUUGGAUGUAGAACAUAGAAUGAUAAUUUUAAAUGCAAAAGUUCUAGGAAUAUGAAACCAAAUCUUGGUUUUCAUUACUUCAGAUAGAUACAUAGUACAUUGUGUAUCAUUUUUGUAUAAUGUGGCCUGGACUACCCUGAGCCUGCCAUGCCAUCUAUUUUACCUAAUUGAUCUGACAUUGAAAACCAAGACCUGCCAGACCUUUUCAUUUGCUCUAAUCCCUACCACAUCACUAACUAACCUUGUCCCUGGGCCUGAGAUUUGCUAAAAUUAUUGGAGAAUUGAACUAUUUGUAUUUAUUUUUCCAUUAUUAGACUUAGUAAUGACCAGUUGUCCAGGGACUCCCUUUUCAUAAAAAUGUAGAAAUCUGUUUUUCCUAGCCUGAAAAUGGUGCAGGUGUAUGCUUUUUUUCCUCAGUAGUCUUUACUGAUGCUUGGCCUUUGAAUUGAAAGAAAUUUAUGUGAAUUAUGUUUGGAAAAACUAGAGAUAUAGGUCAUCAUCAUUGAGAAUCUUCUUAUUAUUAUUGAUUAGAUCACAUUGCUGGGGUGAAUGGUUUGAAAAUGAGGCUGAAUAUGUGUAUGUGUCUGCUUUUGACUUCCUCCAACCCAGUUUAAAAGUUGAGGGGAAAACCACCCAACCUGUUGUGCCUCCACGGUGUGAUUUUGGUUUUUUCACUUAAGUGUAUCUGGGGGCACCUUCUGACAGAACUUUACAGGGAUAAUUGGACUAUUGGGUAAAAUUUAGAGUCAUAUGGGUCAUUAUUUGCCUGUGCCAAGAAACAAAGACCUUGAGGGAAAGAAAGCAGUUACAGUAUAUUAAACUGCUCAGCUAUUUCUAGUGAUUACUCCUCAUUUCUGGGGUUAGGGCUGGGUCUUUACUAGAUACGUACCCGCUAGUUAGUGACUAAGUUAGGGGCUAUCAAGCUGGCUUCACACAAGCCAGUUGGUUUACAUUUAACAUUCUUAGGUCUAGCAUGAGGCAUUCACCUCUAGUCCAGGGCAGGCUGUGGUGAAGUACCUUCUCUUAUAAUUUCUACUAUAAAGCAGUAAAAGUUGUUUCUCA
This is a messenger RNA of Gorilla gorilla gorilla (western lowland gorilla), 9699 nucleotides long. Its product is annotated as nascent polypeptide-associated complex subunit alpha, muscle-specific form. The transcript has a single exon. The record is from RefSeq and is a predicted model, not a curated record. Bases 3017 to 8626 code for a protein of 1869 amino acids. Lineage: Eukaryota; Metazoa; Chordata; Mammalia; Primates; Hominidae.